Messenger RNA from Fusarium vanettenii 77-13-4, 810 nucleotides. RefSeq lists its product as uncharacterized. The transcript has 3 exons. Gene Ontology annotation, molecular function: oxidoreductase activity, acting on NAD(P)H, oxygen as acceptor. NCBI's taxonomy places the organism in Eukaryota, Fungi, Ascomycota, Sordariomycetes, Hypocreales, Nectriaceae. Bases 1 to 810 code for a protein of 269 amino acids. The record is from RefSeq and is a predicted model, not a curated record. Gene Ontology annotation, cellular component: intracellular anatomical structure.
AUGGUCCUUGCAUCUCAUCCCAAUCCCUCGGCCCCCGUCCUCUCGCACUUUUCCCUAGAGGGCAAGACGGCGCUCGUGACUGGCGCUUCACGAGGAAUUGGUUUAGAAGUAGCCAGGGGGCUGCUUGAAGCUGGUGCAUCUGUCGCGAUCACCUACUCAAGCACCCCAGAAGAUGAAGUGGCUAAGCUUGCUCAAAGUCUGGCCUCAGCCAAUGGCAACAGGACGGUCAAGACGUACAAGUGCAACGUGACUGAUCGAGCUCAAGUCAAUCAAGUCAUUCAGGCAGCUUCUCAAGAACUUGGUGGUCUAGAUAUUGUGGUAGCCAACGCAGGCAUCGCGGACCACAUCCCUGCUGAAGAUUACCCCGAAGACAAGUUCCGGAAUAUUCUGGAUGUCAACUUCAAUGGAGCUUUCUGGACAGCACAAGCAGCUGCAAACGUUAUGAAAGGGUCCAAGACAAGGGGCAGUAUCAUUUUCACAGCCAGUGUCAGCGCAAUUCUCGUCAACGUUCCUCAAAAACAGGCUGCGUACAAUGCAAGCAAAGCAGCAGUUGUCCACCUGGCAAAGAGUCUCGCGGUGGAGUGGACUGACUUUGCACGGGUCAACUGCGUGUCUCCAGGCUUUAUUGCUACUGAUAUGCUGGACGUUCACCCCAAGGAGUGGAGAGACAAGUGGUUUACCAUGAUCCCAGGGGCGAGACUUUGCGAUCCACAGGAACUAAAAGGGUCGUAUGUCUACCUCGCGAGUGAUGCUAGUAGCUACAUGACGGGCGCCAAUCUGGUAAUUGAUGGCGGUUACACACUCCCAUGA